Aspergillus oryzae RIB40 is the source of this 369-nucleotide messenger RNA. RefSeq lists its product as uncharacterized. The record is from RefSeq and is a predicted model, not a curated record. Lineage: Eukaryota; Fungi; Ascomycota; Eurotiomycetes; Eurotiales; Aspergillaceae. Bases 1 to 369 code for a protein of 122 amino acids. The transcript is spliced from 2 exons.
AUGCCUUGCUACCACGAGAUGUCGCCAUUCUCUCAAGUCCCUGGUCGCAAGGAGCGAAGGGACUCAGUCAGCUCUCUGGCAUCAGUCUCAUCUACCAUGGAGGACGAUUCCUUGGUUCAUCGGCCAUCCAUGUCCUACGUGAAUGUGCCUGACAGCUCUCUCCACGGCCUCUCCGGCCGCGUCAGAACCAAUGGGUACCUGUAUAUCUGCUGCAAUUGCCAUGAUGGGCCCAAGCUAUACAACAACCAACCUCGAUGUGUUAUGUGCCAACACGUUGUCUGCUCGGAUUGUCAGCAUGUGAAUGUUUUGAUUUUUGUGAUGUUUGAUUAUCAUGAUGGGCUCAUGGGGCCGCUGCAAGACAAAGUAUAG